Messenger RNA from Arachis stenosperma, 434 nucleotides. RefSeq lists its product as uncharacterized. The record is from RefSeq and is a predicted model, not a curated record. NCBI's taxonomy places the organism in Eukaryota, Viridiplantae, Streptophyta, Magnoliopsida, Fabales, Fabaceae. The transcript has a single exon. The coding region runs from base 46 to 255 and encodes 69 amino acids.
CUUCUUCCUUUAGCAAAAGAGAGACGUUAAGAGCACACAAAUUAAAUGGCAGAUUGGGCUCCUGUAAUUAUUGGUUUAGUCCUGUUCGUGGUGUUCUCGCCAGGUUUACUGUUCCAGCUUCCGGGCAAAGGACGUGUGGUGGAGUUUCUCAACUUUCAAACCAGUGGCAUCUCCAUAUUUGUCCACUCUCUUCUCUUCUUUGGAUUCAUGGUUAUUUUCCUCAUUGCCAUUAAUGUUCACAUUGGUAGCGGAUGAAGCAUUCACCAUAGUCACUUUACUUGGACAUGAACUUUUUUUUCUGUUUCUUAAUUUGUGUCUUUGGUUAUAUAUAUAUACACACAUGAAAAAGGUUGCUAAUAUGGCCAAUAUCUUGCUUCUUAGAGCACUUUUCUUCUUCUUUUUUGUGAUUAAUUACAAGUUACCUGAUAUAUUCA